Cynocephalus volans (Philippine flying lemur) is the source of this 859-nucleotide messenger RNA. It is a transcript of the gene POP7, whose product is annotated as POP7 homolog, ribonuclease P/MRP subunit. Gene Ontology annotation, biological process: tRNA 5'-leader removal. The coding region runs from base 174 to 596 and encodes 140 amino acids. The transcript has 2 exons. NCBI's taxonomy places the organism in Eukaryota, Metazoa, Chordata, Mammalia, Dermoptera, Cynocephalidae. The record is from RefSeq and is a predicted model, not a curated record. Gene Ontology annotation, molecular function: nucleic acid binding. Gene Ontology annotation, cellular component: nucleus; ribonuclease MRP complex; nucleolar ribonuclease P complex.
UGCCCACAAUCUGGUCUUCUGUUGUACGCCGUUUUCUUCCUCUUCCUUCCCUGGGGCCUGGGAGCCGCGGGCAGUGCGCUCUACCUGAGCCGGUCGGGGAACCUUUGAGUGGCCUGGCGGAAGCGGGCCGCGCGCGCGUGGAGGGCGCUGUGGAAAGCAGAGGAGCACACAGCAUGGCAGAAAACCGAGAGCCCCGCGGGGUCGUCGAGGCUGAGUUGGACCCGAUGGAGUACACGCUUAGGAAACGGCUUCCCCACCGCCUGCCCCGGAGGCCCAAUGACAUUUAUGUCAACAUGAAAACUGACUUUAAGGCCCAGCUGGCCCGCUGCCAGAAGCUGCUGGACGGAGGGACAAGGGGUCAGAACGCAUGCACUGAGAUCUAUAUUCACGGCUUGGGCCUGGCCAUCAACCGUGCCAUCAACAUUGCCCUGCAGCUUCAGGCGGGCAGCUUCGGGUCCUUGCAGGUGGCUGCCAAUACCUCCACUGUGGAGCUUGUCGACGAGCUGGAACCAGAGACUGAUACACGAGAGCCGCUGACCCGAAUCCGCAACAACUCGGCCAUUCACAUCCGUGUCUUCAGGGUCACACCCAAGUAAUAGAAAUGAGGCUUGGCCCCCUUAUCCACCUCUACCACCUCCUUUACCCCGCACCCCUCAGCUAUGCCCACAUCUGGCUCUCCCCAGGCUGAGUACUGUCAUGGACCUCCCACCAGAGCUGCGGAAGAAAAGGCCUGUUCCCUCAUAGCCCAAAGGACUCUGAAUUGAGAAGGGGGGUUGUCUUUUUUGGGCCCAAACAGUGGGUCUUCCUGCAUUUGUGUGGUGUGUAACUAUUGUCCUAUACAAUAAAAAGUACCAAGUUG